Molecule: messenger RNA, 1398 nt
Organism: Rasamsonia emersonii CBS 393.64
Lineage: Eukaryota; Fungi; Ascomycota; Eurotiomycetes; Eurotiales; Trichocomaceae
Product: O-methyltransferase
Exons: 5
Coding region: 1-1398 (465 amino acids)
Molecular function (GO): O-methyltransferase activity
Source: RefSeq, a predicted model, not a curated record
AUGGCUGUCCUGCGACUGCUGCGUGCUGGCAGAUGGAGUUGGAGGCGACGUCGUGGGCCUCAACAGGCACGUCGCUUAACAGUCUUCACGGUAGGGGACGGCCCGAUCCAUUUCCACGACCUUGAGGCGAGCUUCCAGGAGUUCAGAGCUGACGAAUGUGGAGCGCAGAUCUCCAGCGCUGCCAAAGUGGUCAACGACUUUCUCGUAUCGAAUGGCCAUCCGCAGCCCUCGUUCGACGUCGAUGGGCCUCCGACGUUUCCCUCUGCGCCAGCAGAGGUAGUGAACGCCCGUCGCCAGCUCCUGGACGCUUCCCAGGCCAUCUUCGAUUUGAUGUUCAGCCCCGCAGAGCAUCUGCGGUGGCUCGCCUGUAGGUACCAUGACAUGUCCAGCCUCCGCUGGAUCUACCACUUCAACAUCGCUGCCUCCGUGCCACUUGAUCGCGCAGUCCCUUUCUCAGAGGUUGCGGCCACGGCGGGCGUCGAUGAGGAUCGCUUGAAACGCAUCCUCCGGCACGCCAUGACCAACCGGCUGUUCUGCGAACCUGAGCCAGGCCUCGUCGCCCACACCGCUGCAUCGGCCUUGCUGGUCCGUUCCCCAGCGUUGAACGACUGGGUCGGAUACACGACCGAGGAGACCUACCCGGCGUCCGCGAAGCUUGUCGAGGCAUACGAGAAAUUCGGCACGAGUCAGAAGCCUAAUGAGUCCGCAUACAACAUCGCCUUUGACACCGAUGAGCCGAUGUUUGUCCAUCUCACAAAGUUCCCGGAGCGCGAGAGACGGUUUGCGAACACGAUGGUCGAGAUGACUUCGACUGAGGGGUAUGGCACUCACCACCUGGUGAACGGAUACCCGUGGGAGGAGCUUGGAAAGGCGACUGUCGUAGAUGUCGGCGGCUCAACCGGACACGCCUCUAUCGCCAUUGCAGAAAAAGCUCGAGAUGCGACGUUCGUCAUCCAGGACCUCGCGACAGUGGUUGAACAGGGCAAGAAAUCACUUCCAGAAGGCCUGAAAUCCCGCUUCACGUUCCAAGAACACGACUUCUUCACGCCGCAACCAGUGGUCGGUGACGUCUACCUGCUGCGAUUCAUCCUGCACGACCAUCCGGACGCGGUUGCAACGCAGAUCGUGAAAAACCUGGUUCCGGCGUUGAGGAAAGGUUCUCGCAUUAUCAUCAACGACGGCGUCCUUCCCGAGCCCAAUACGCUUCCUAGGGUUGAAGAAAGGAUUGCAAGGAUCAUGGACCUCGAGAUGAUGACGACUUUUAAUGCACGAGAGCGACCGCUGGCUGACUGGGUCAAGCUUUGUUCAGAUGCGGAUCCCCGGUUGAAACUGCGUCGUGUUUCGAAGCCAGAAGGGAGUGUCAUGUCUAUUCUGGAGUUUGUUUUCGACGCUGACUGA